AUGGCGGGGUCGUUCGACGAUCCGGAUUUAGCGGUGGAGGACUACAUUCCCAAAGACAAAGCAGCAACCAUUCCUAACCCCUCCUCCUCUCCCCAUGCAGACAUGCAGCUGAUGCGCGAGCGGUGGUCCAAGCUGCUGCUGGGAGAAGAUCCCUCCGGAGGGGCCAAAGGGUGCGGCCCUGCACUAGCCAUGGCCAACGCCAUCACCAGCGUCUCAGACGAGGACGAGCUCUCGUGUUCCGAGUGUUACAACCCCUGGCGCGUGCGCGAAUGGCGGCAGUCGUGGUGGCCGCCACCCCCUUCCCCCUCUCCUCCCCUUUCCACCGCGGCCGUCGCCGUUUCCACGCCAGAGAGCCGCGACGUGGCAGGCGGCGGGGCAGCGUGA
Closterium sp. Naga37s-1 is the source of this 384-nucleotide messenger RNA. The record is from the annotation of a GenBank genome assembly. Lineage: Eukaryota; Viridiplantae; Streptophyta; Zygnematophyceae; Desmidiales; Closteriaceae.